UUUUUUUGUUGUUGGUUGUAGCACUUCGUAGGAUCAAAGACGAGUCGCUCUGUGUGCCAUUCCACGACAAAGAUUGCAUCGGCUUCGACAUCGUGCAAAAAUUCCUGGCGGGAACGGAAGCGGGACGGCGUGCUUGUUUCUCACGACCAAAAUGGACCGCCUGUAGUAUUUUGCAGAGACAGUUACCGGAGAGGGGAAACAAAUCCCCACGGCUCCGCCUGAGCAAACCCUCUUCCCCUAGACACUCUCCUGUGCUCGGGCGGCCGCGCGGUGGCACGGGGUACUGCGGCUCCCUGCCCCAUCCACUACCUGCUUGCUUCGUCGCCAACAGUGAGAUGGCUGAGCAAAGCUUGUCGAAGGGAAGAGGACAUCGUACGCAACCAAGGGGGCUUGUUGAUACUGAAGUUGGUGGUGUGACAGAAGGGUCUCAUCACGAAAUAGGGACCAUGAAAAGUAAUCUUAGAGCCAAAUGGAGUCACGAAAUGAAGCUGUUCCUGAUUGGGCUCCUAAAAGAUCAUGAUGUGCCAGGUUUUCGCACACAAAAGGCUUGGAGCAAGGAGGCAUGGAGAAAUAUCGUUUGUGGACUAAAUCAAAAGUUUAGUGUAUCAUUUACUAUUUCCCAAGUUAAACAAAAAGAGCAGGAUCUGAAGAAAGAUUAUCGAAGUGUGAAAUCAUUGUUGGAUGAAGGUAGUUUUGGAUGGGAUAGCGAGAGAAAUAUGGUAGAUGCACCUGAUACUGUUUGGGCUAGUUUUGCUUCUCGCAGAAACAUCAAGGAUGCCCUCCAAUGGCGAGACAAGUCAUUCCCAUAUUAUGAUGAACUGAUUCCUCUCUAUGAAGGCCGUUAUGCUGAAGGAAGAACUAGUCAUGGUAAGGAGCAGUAUGCUAGCAUGUCAAACCAUGCAUCAACUCUCUCAUCACAUCCAGCAGAAGUGACAGAGGCGUAUCAUGUACCAUCACCUACUAUACCAGUCCUGAAUGAGUCGGAUCUUCAUUUUACCUUGGAUGACGAAGUUGAGGACGCCAAUUUGGAUCCUCACCCACUUUCAUUUACUCCUAGGCAACAUACCCAAGCCCCACCAAGACCCGCACAAACAUCUUCUGGAAAAUGUUGCACUUGGCCUAGAAAAAGGCAAAAAUGUGACUGUGACAAUGGAUUCCUUGAGCGAUACCUAAAAAUGAAGCAGGAAGAAAUUGAUCUGUUUGCUGCAAUUGAUAAGAAGCUGGAGGGUCCUUAUAGCAUUACCGAGUGCAUCACAGCAAUCCAAAAGUUGGAUGGUCUACAAAUAGGUGAUAUGUUGAUGGCAGCAGAUAUCUUCAGAUGUAGGGAUAACAGGGAAAUUUUCAUGUCUUUCUCUAGAGAUGAACUGCGGUUAGCUUGGCUUACAAGGGAGAUUGCACGCAAUCAGACAAAUGAUCAGAAUUAGGAAUGCUUUAUGGCUAUGCAUCAAGGAAUCGUGGUCAUGCACUAGGGAAGCUUUUGUUCAGUAGGUGGAAUAUGCAUUUUGUUACCCUAAUCAGUCAUAGUACUGACCUAAAUGGUUAAUGUCUAUUCCGGUAGUAUCUAGAUGGUAAACUCUUAUUUUGGUAGCUUCAUAUCUAAGACUCCUAUCAUGUCGAGUCAUGGAAACAGAACUCCUAUUAACAUUAAAAGUUUCGAGUACAAGAAUGGUAAUGGAUUUUGCAUCUCAUAUUUACA
This is a messenger RNA of Brachypodium distachyon (stiff brome), 1696 nucleotides long. RefSeq lists its product as uncharacterized. The record is from RefSeq and is a predicted model, not a curated record. The coding region runs from base 336 to 1424 and encodes 362 amino acids. Lineage: Eukaryota; Viridiplantae; Streptophyta; Magnoliopsida; Poales; Poaceae. The transcript has 4 exons.